AUGGAAUCCGAUAUCGUUCCUGAGUUGCAUCCAGAGGAAGCUGUUCAGUACGGCUGCAUCGCAGAGCAGGUGCUCGCACAACCGGAAGAGCUGCUGCAACGCGAGCAGCAACAAACACUGCACCAACAAGCUUUUCGGCGGGAGCUCAAUCUGCAACAGGAUCAGAAGCACUGCUCCCGGCAGCAGCAACGUCAGCAGAUGCCGUUGCAACAGCAACAGCAGCACCAAGGUUAUUCAACAUGUGGGGGCGACGAGGGUGUGGAACCUGCUGGACCACUUUUUGUCGAGAAGAUGUCUUUAUUAAUGGAGCAGUUGGCGACUUGUGGAGACGAGACGAGUGGACGGCCUACUGUAGCCACACGAUUUGACUCUAUCUGCCCUCCCGCCACUACCAUUUCGGCUUACAUCCCCCGCCUCUACCGACACUUCCGCUGCUCGGAGGAGGUAUUCGUCUUCGCGUUGAUAUAUUUGGAUCGUGUGAUCCGAGAAAACAACAUCAAGAUCAACGCACUCAACAUCCACAGGCUUGUUCUAGCGGCCAGUGUCAUAGGGGUCAAGUUCGUGGAGGAUGUGCGGUACAGCAAUCGAUACUAUGCCAGGGUUGGUGGCGUGGGGUUGGCGGAGCUGAAUCGGCUCGAGUUGGCGUUUUUAAAGCUAGUCAAGUUUGAUCUUGCUGUAUCGAAGGAGGAUUACGAGACGUACCGCAAGACUGUGCUCCUCGCCUGCCCUAGACGUUCCGCAGCCGAAACUACAACUUGUCGAACAGAGCAGCAGCUUUCGCAGCAGCAUGCGGAGGCGAAUAGCGCCGCUUCCUGCGAGGAGGCGCCAGAAGGUCCUUCCUCGGGUGCAGCUUCGAAGGUUUCUUCAGACGCCGCAGGGGACGAGUUCGAGUCGACAGCUGCUACUACCACGGCUACUGCUACUACUGCGAAUAUCUCGAGCACGCCUACUGCUGCCGAACCGCCGAGGGCUCUGCAUGCGCUGGCUCAGCAGCAAGACAAAUCUCAGGAGACUCAGCAGCAGCAGCAGGAACAAGCCUCUUGCUUCCGCUGUUUCGUGGCAGUAUCCAAUUCGUCAACUGUGUCGACGACUCCGGAGUCUGGUCCUCCCUAUGUGCCGCCUAGUGCUGCAUGUGGCACUGCGCCUUUUCGGGGGGCUGUUCAGCAAGGUCACAUUCAAGACAGGAAUGUUCGUGCAGCUCACCGAGACGAGAGCGCUUCUCAGGAGGAGGCUUUGAGGAGGCAUCUCGUUCAACAGUGGCACCAGCACGGGGGAGAGCGGCAGUGGCAGAAUUGCGGUAUGGGGUUCGUCGGGAUUCAACACCAGGAGCAGCUCCCGCUGCAGCAUGCGCGUCGCGUGUUGCAGUCGCAGCAUUACCAACUGCACUGUUGGGAUUGCGCUGCUGCUGAACAGCAGCAGGUUCCGAAGCAGCCGAGUCGGGUGCACAGUCAGGAAAGGGUUCAAGAAAUGCAGCAGCAGCAGCAUCACCAGCAGCUGCUAAUGGCGCAGCAGUUGCUCCUGUUGCGAGACUAUCACCAUCAGCAGCAAGUGUUUCAGGAACAACACCAUCAGCAGUUACUUCGCCAACAGCAGCUCCUCAUGAUGCGCAAGGGAGAAUACAUCAUGUACGAGGCUUCUAUGUCGCCAAGCAACAGCUUUGCGCCCUCCCGGAGCAGCAGCAGAGAUAGUCUGUCCUUGUGCGGUGGCUUUGGAAUGGAAACUGAUGACAAGAUGACCACAGCUGCAAGUGAUGAGGAGCUGCAGCUCGCCAGCCCAAUGAACGCUCUAAGAGACGUGCUCGCUGCAGAGGCUCCCUGA
Cyclospora cayetanensis is the source of this 1818-nucleotide messenger RNA. RefSeq lists its product as uncharacterized. Bases 1 to 1818 code for a protein of 605 amino acids. Lineage: Eukaryota; Apicomplexa; Conoidasida; Eucoccidiorida; Eimeriidae. The record is from RefSeq and is a predicted model, not a curated record. Gene Ontology annotation, molecular function: protein kinase binding. The transcript has 3 exons. Gene Ontology annotation, biological process: regulation of cyclin-dependent protein serine/threonine kinase activity.